AUGGCUUCCAACCACCCCAACGACGAGGUGCAUCGCAUCCAGAACCAGAUCGACAUCGAAACAAAGAUCAAGGAUGGCGCAGAGAACCUGCUCAGCGUCUUCGACCUCAAGCUCGCCACAAACACAAAGCACGACCUCCGCAGGCAGAUCGAAUCCGAGCUCGAUUCCGCCAACGCCAACAUUGCAUCGCUCACCUCCGAGCUCCAACGAUGGCGUCAGAUCCACGCCGACGCACAGUCCCCCCACCUCUCAAACUACGCAUCGGACGCCAUCAGCAGCCCUCCCGUCUCCACCUCGUCCGCCAGCUGGCAAAUACCCCACUCCACCGUAUCCCGCCUCGAGCAGUCGGCUCUCGGUUACGACGGUCAGCCUCUCUUCGCCGCCCGCCACCCUCCACCCGCUCACAACGACAGUGACGACCACCUAGCCAAUCACCAUCACCACCACCACCCCGACACAAGCAACGGCUCUCCCCCUUCCACCAACUAUGUCAACCACCUAGCCUCGGCCGUCGAUGCCAAUGCGCAACCAUUCGGAGGCCUCGGAAUCGGCCUCGAUGCCCAUGCCCCUCUCGCGCUCUCUAAUGCAGCCAACGCCCAGUCGCUCGACUCGCACACCAAUCCACCACCUCCGCUUCUAUUCCAGCAGCCCUCCGCCCAACCGAGCCAUCACGCUUCCACCUCCAAGCUGCCCUACAACCAUGAUCGCGAGGUCGAGGAUGCAAGAGCGUCCAGGUCGCUCGCGCUCAUGCUCAUCCGCUCCUUGCGUCCUUCCUCACCCAUGCCUCCGCCGACACAGCUCCCCACCCUCGCAGAGCAGCAUCAACAUCAACCGCACGCAACCGAUACUGCCGACCCUCUGCCCGCUCCCACCACCGAUCCCGACUCGCCGCUCAACAGUGCCCUCGCGCUGCCGCGCAUGACUCGCAGGACCGCCGCUCGUUCCCGCGCCGCCGCCAUCGCCUCGGGUGCUUCCUCGCAUGCACGCACCCCCAGCAACGCCGCCGGCCUCGGCGACCAGGCCAAGCAUCACAUCACUCAGAUCAACCGCCUCGUCGAUAUCCUCAAGCGCCACGCACGCGUGCGCUACGAGUUGCCGCUCGACGACCUCGUGGAUGCCGCCAUGCCCAACCUGUGCGACAGGGCGGGCAAGGAGAUCCGCGCCGCCACCUACCGUCUGCUGCGCUACGCGCUCGUCCAGCCGCUCUGGCCGCUCGUCUCGCGCUGCCGCCAAAAGGGCCUCGACAUCUACCUCUCCCGCAGCCUCAUCCGCGACAACCGCUUCGAGCUCGAAAAGGUCCAGUGCAUCAGACUCAUCCGCGCCAUCAUGGACAUGGCCGCUCUCCGCUCCAUCGCCGCUUCGCCCGACCGUCUCGCCAUGGACCUCCAGGACCUCUUGGCCACCGGCGUCAUUCGCGCCCUCGCCGCCGUCGCGGACCACGCAGACGACAAGCUGCGCCACAUCUGCCUCGAGACGCUCGCCGAGCUCGCCGUGUUUGAUAUUCGUCUGCUCAUCAAGGCGGGCGGCCUGCGUACCACGCUGCAGGCGCUCACCGAAGGCGCGUCCGACUUUUCGCCCGCGCUCGUCCAGGUCUUUAUCUACCUCAUCGACAUGCCCGGCACACGUCACCACCUGCGGCCUGGAGUGGACCUCGAGAUCGCGCUGUCCGGCUUCACCGAGGCGCCCGUGCAGAAACCCAUCACGUACGACGCGCUUCUGCGCAGCACCGCCUCGGUCGUCACCGUGCUGCUGCGCUCCUGGGCCGGCCUCAUCUACCUGUGCAUGGACGAUAAGCGAUCCAUCAAGUCGCUCGUACAGGCGCUCCGCGUCAAUGCGAUCGAGGUAAAGAGCGUCCUGCUCGACAUGCUCUACGACCUCUUCAACGUCCGAGGCGUCACCGGCCGCGUCGACCCGGCCAGCAAGCGUGAGAGCAGCCAAAAGGCCGCCUCGUCUUCGCCCAAGCUGGAUGCCGACGCCGCCUCGGGCGCGGCGCACCACGCCAACAUGGCUCCGCUCGGCGAGCUUGGAGACCAGCCACGCAGCCGGCUCAACCUGGUGGACCACUACCUGGCGCUGCUGCUCGUCGUGUUUCUCGAGUGUGGCCUGGUCGAUGCGCUCAUCGAUGUGAUCGAGCAUGCGCCGUUGAUGGCGCGCAAGGCGACCAUGCUCAUGGGCGAGCUGCUGCAAGUCUCGAAACGCGUCCAUCCGCCGUCGAUGGGCGGCAGCAUCCACUCGCUGCCGCGCCUCUUUUCGCUCGCCGCCGACUUUCGGCUGGACAAGAGCGACGAGCGGCAGGCGGCGGCGCAGGCGCUCUCGACCAUCGACAGCGCCAAUCGGCACCGCGCGCAUCACGAGGCGGUCACCAGCGCGGCGGCGUUGAGCGGCACGGUGCAGAGCACGGCGCGCGACCGGUCCAACUCGAUCGAAGAGUCCAUGCGGCGUGGGCAGAGGCAGGUGGAGAAGACCAAAAUGCGCAUCGGGAUGCAGAUCGACGACGUGCAGUUUCGGAACAUGAUGGUCGACACGCAGGUGCUCGUCACCAAGGACCACACCAAGUGGAACCUCGACACGCUCACCGACAUGCUCGAGGGCCCGCUGCUCAAUCCGAAGCGGCUCGAGGACGUGGUGAGGGGCUCCAAGCUGCUCAAGCGCGUGCUGGCUUUCUACCAUCCGUUUGCACUGCGAUUCUCGAGCAUACGCAGGCUCAACGCCAAUCGGCGGUUCGUGCGUCUGGGAUGUCUGCUGCUCAGCACGCUCGCGGCCACGCAAGAGGGGCUGCGCGUGCUGGCGGAAGAUCGGCUGCUGCGCGAGCUGAGGGAAUGCCUCGACCAGCUCGAUCCGCUGUCCGGCCAGUCCGGCACCGAUGCGUUGUUCUCGCGCAAGCGCAUGACCGAGACGCUCGCCUGCGGCUACUUUGAGAUGAUCGGCGUGCUGACGCAGAGCAGCGAGGGCAUCAAGCUGCUGGAGCGCUGCCGCAUCUUCACGCCGCUGUACCAUCUGAGCGAGCUGCGCAGCCGCGACGACAUUGUCAAGGCGGUGAUCGAAAACGUAGACUACAGCAUCGAGGGCCACUCGCGCAUCGUGCUCGCCAAGGCGCUCACCUCGAGCUACCGCGACGUGCGGCUGUUUGCAACGCGACACCUGGCCGAGCUGAUUCGGCAACAGACGCUGCCUGCCAACGCCAAGAAUGGAGCGGAAGUGCAGGGCGAUUGGACGAUCGGGCUGCUGCUCACGCAGCUGUACGAUCCGUCGGUCGAGGUGCGCCAGCUGGCCACGCGCGUGGUGCAGGAAGCGUGCACCUCGGCCCACAUGCUGGAAAAGGUGGUGGCGAUGCGGCCGACGCUGGACCACCUGGGCGAGCUGGGCCAUCCGCUGCUGCUCAAGUUCCUCUCGACGUCCGUGGGCAUCCGCUACCUGUGGCACGGCGAGUACAUCGACCGCGAGAUGGACGAGUGGUUCAACGAGCGCAACCAGCGCUACGUCGUCGAGGUCGAGGUGAUGCUCGCCGAGUUUUUCAGCAUGGAUCGCAAAUCUCCCGCUGGCGGCGCGGCGGACAAGGCAGCCGGCGAGUCGGGCUGGGCUGCUACGCCGGCGACGUGGGGCGUGGAGCCGAUGCAGGAAGGAGUGGUGCCGGCGCACUUUUACGGCGAGCUGACCAAGACGCGCGAGGGCUGCCACAUCCUGACGCAAAAGGGCCACUUUGGCGAAUUUGCGCACCUCAUCCGGCAGCACGGCAGCGAGGCGUCGGACAGCGAGCUGAUCAGCAAGCUCAAGAGCGUGCUGUGGGCGGUCGGCAGCAUCGGUGCCAACGAGCUCGGACUGCCCUUCCUCGAGGCCGAGGAUGUGGUGAGCCAGAUUGUGGAGAUUGCCGAGACGUCGGCAGUGCUGUCGGUGCGCGGGACGUGCUUCUUUGUGCUGGGGCUGAUUUCGUCGACCAAUGCGGGGGCGGAGGUGUUGCAGGAUUACGGAUGGCAGUCGGUAUGCACUCCGCUGGGUGCUCCGAUGGGACUGUGCAUCCCGGACAAUGUGAAUCGGCUGGUGUCGCUGCCACGAUGGCAGGUGGAGCAGGUGGCGGAUCUGGGGUAUCUGGAGUUCGAAGAGCCGCAGACGGUGGUGGUGAACAAGAUCAUCACGUCGAUUGCGAACCUGGGCAACUCGAUCCUCGCGGCGAAUGCGUCGCGCUCGCUGAACCGGCUCAAGGCCAAGCAUGCGCGUGCGUUCCAGGACAUGGCGGUGCUCGCAAGGGCGGUGGAGCUGAUGGACCAUUUCAACUUUCGCGUGGCGGUGCGCAGGUACGUGUGGGAGCUGUUCGACGUGAGUCUGGACGAAGGGGUGGUGGAUGCGAUCCAGACGAGUCGGCAGCAGCUUGUAGAGGCCAAACGCGCGCGCACCACGCAGCAGUCCAAGCAAGACAGACGCAGCAGUCGAGCCGAGUCUCUGGAUGCGCACAAUGGCGGGGCGGAGGGCUGGGAGAGUGGCUCGGGCUCGGACGGUGCAGGCGAGAGCGACGAGGCGGAAGACGAGGUGGGGCUGUCGAGCAACAUGUCUUCGGACGACGAGGCGAGCGACACGUCGCAGGACGAAGCCAAGCUUGCGGAUGAUGCUGUGCGUCCGCUUGCUCGUGCGGCGGUAAGAAGACCAAGCAUGCGCUCAUCCACACUCAAAGGCCACUGGACGCGCACCGAGCUGGCGCCUGCCAAAGUGGUCGCCACGCCGGUGAAAAAGGUGCUCGGCUUUGGCGUAGAGUCGCUGUGA
Moesziomyces antarcticus is the source of this 4755-nucleotide messenger RNA. RefSeq names its product cytosolic regulator pianissimo. Gene Ontology annotation, biological process: TORC2 signaling. The transcript has a single exon. Bases 1 to 4755 code for a protein of 1584 amino acids. The record is from RefSeq and is a predicted model, not a curated record. Gene Ontology annotation, cellular component: TORC2 complex. NCBI's taxonomy places the organism in Eukaryota, Fungi, Basidiomycota, Ustilaginomycetes, Ustilaginales, Ustilaginaceae.